Molecule: messenger RNA, 730 nt
Organism: Stomoxys calcitrans (stable fly)
Lineage: Eukaryota; Metazoa; Arthropoda; Insecta; Diptera; Muscidae
Product: larval cuticle protein 65Ag1-like
Exons: 2
Coding region: 408-722 (104 amino acids)
Cellular component (GO): chitin-based extracellular matrix
Molecular function (GO): structural constituent of chitin-based larval cuticle
Source: RefSeq, a predicted model, not a curated record
UGGAAACCGAAUUCCGCGACUCGUAAGGUGACAUCUUAAACGCACAAAUGGUAAAUGUUGCUUUAUAAUGUAGGUGCGGCGAAGAAUUCAUGAAUAUUCUAAACAAGACAGAGACAUCUCUAAGGGGAAAAAAUAGCUCUAGUUUGCUUGCUUCGCCUAUGCUUAAAAUGUUUGCCGGCCAUAGGGAAGAUUCAAAUUAUGAAUCGCACUACUUUAAAACAGAACCAAAUAGAGAGAAGUUAACUGAGUGGAUGGGCCUAAAUACCUGUUUUUAUUUGUGGUUUUCUAGUUGGUUACAAACAUGUCAACUAUGAAAAAAGCCUAUAAAAGGCAAAUGCGUUACGAUUUAAAGUCAAACUAUUACUGGCCAUUUACGUUGUCGCAUCAACCAAAAACACAGAAUCGAAAUGAAAUUCAUCGUUCUUUUCGCUGCUCUCUUCGCCGUUGCCUUGGCUGCUCCCCGCCCCGACGCUGAAAUUCUUAGGAAUGAAUCCGAAGUUGGUCCUGAAUCCUACAGCUACUCUUACGAGACCAGUGAUGGCAACAAAGCCCAAGAAGAAGGACUAUUGAAAAACGCUGGCUCCGAAAAUGAAGCCAUCUCUGUUACAGGCCAAUUCUCAUACGUUGGUGAUGAUGGCCAGACCUACACUGUCACCUACACAGCCGAUGAAAACGGUUUCCAACCCCAAGGUGCCCAUUUGCCAGUUGCCCCUGAAGCUUAAGAUGGACC